Conger conger (European conger) is the source of this 2225-nucleotide messenger RNA. RefSeq names its product eukaryotic translation initiation factor 2B, subunit 4 delta (gene eif2b4). The transcript is spliced from 13 exons. The record is from RefSeq and is a predicted model, not a curated record. The coding region runs from base 559 to 2142 and encodes 527 amino acids. NCBI's taxonomy places the organism in Eukaryota, Metazoa, Chordata, Actinopteri, Anguilliformes, Congridae.
UCAGGACAGCUGAUUCAUGCCUCGAUUGAUUCGUCGAUGCUCAUCGUGAUAGCACCUGAUUCGCGUGUGCCAUAAAGCCAGUUAUCCCCAGGAGGCAAGAGCGGUUGUCUUGCAGUCGGAAGGUUGCCGUUUCGAUCACCCGCUCUGGGUGUGUCAAAGCAGUGACACCUAACUCCCAAUUGCGCCAGACGAGCUGGUCAUUGAUGUCUGAAUGAGAGGCAUUCAUUGUAAAUUCAUAAUUAUAUGAGAGGCAUUCAUUAUAAAGCGCUUUGGAUAGAAGCGCUAUAUAAAUGCAGUACAUUUACCAAAAGGUUACCUUCAUAGUUACUAACGACGUAAGGCGUCAAGCAAUUGUUCCUCACCCAAUGGCAGUGCAUGGGGGUAGAGGACGAUAUGUUUACCGCUUUUGAAUGGACUUAAAUGGGAAAUGUGCUUUUUUGCAUUGGGGGCUGACAAACCCGCAAUACCGCGAGCAUCCACUGGAGUUUGCAAGCUCAGACCAUAGAGGGUUGUCAGGCUGUACCAUAGAGUUCAGUGGGCUUUACGCCACAGACAAACAUGGCCGACAUGGAAGGUAGCGAACCAACACAGAAUGACAGCGCUUCACGUACUGAAGAUGGAACGGAGUCAAAGAAUACGGCUAUUUCACUUGCUAAAAAUGAGGGAAGAGAGCUGACCAAAGAGGAAAAGCAAAAGCUGAGGAAGGAGAAGAAACAGCAGAAGAAAAAGGACAAGAACCCUGCAGAGGCAGAUACAGAGAAGAAGCCAUCGGCACAGAAAGCGGGGGCACCGUCCGAUGCGCCUGCGCCUGCGCCUGGAGACAAACCGGCGAAGACCAAGGCCGAGCUUCGCGCCGAGAGGCGGGUCCGGCAGGAGUCGGAGCGAGCCAAUCGGCAGGGGAAGAAAGGAGAGCCCGGCCAACCGGCCUCCACCGCCAAGCCCAAAGCCCCGCCCAGCGAGCUACAGCCAGUGGUGAAAAGACUUCCAGAACACAUCCAAGCUGAUGACCCUGCUGUGGUGAAGAAACUGGCCAAGAAGUUAGAAAGGCAGCAGGUGAGAUCUACACAUAUCCCGCUGAGGCCAGACUACGGCUACAAGGUCAGCCUGUUCUCCCACCUCCACCAGUACAGCCGCAAAGCACCCCUCACCCAACAAAUCAGCAUUCCCUCCACGGUGAUCCACCCCGCCAUCGUCCGCCUGGGGCUGCAGUACUCGCAGGGCAUCGUGGCGGGAUCCAACUCCCGCUCCAUCGCUCUGCUGCACGCCUUCAAACAGGUCGUUCGAGACUACAGCACCCCUCCAAAUGAGGAACUAUCCAGAGACCUUGUUAAUAAACUAAAACCUUAUAUCAGUUUUCUCAACCAAUGUCGCCCUCUGUCGGCCAGUAUGGGAAAUGCAAUUAAAUACAUGAAGAAGGAGAUCUCCAACAUCCCCAGUCACUGUAAGGAGGAAGAGGCGAAGGCCACGCUGCUGACAUGCAUUGAUAAAUACAUCACGGAGAAGAUUCAGCUGGCCGCCGAGGCCAUCUCCAAAUACGCCAUCGAGAAGAUCAGCGACGGCGACGUCAUCCUGGUGUACGGGUGCUCCUCGCUGGUGAACCACAUCCUGUCGGAGGCGUUUGAGAAGGAGAGAAAGUUCCGGGUGAUCGUGGUGGACAGCCGGCCGCGGCUGGAGGGACGGGAGGCUCUGCGGCGGCUGGUGAAGAAGGGGAUCCACUGCACCUACGUGCUCAUCUCCGCCCUGUCCUACAUCCUGCCCGAGGUGUCGAAGGUGUUCCUCGGGGCGCAUGCUCUCCUGGCCAACGGCUACGUGAUGUCACGCGUGGGCACGUCCCAGAUCGCCCUGGUGGCCAAGGCCUACAACGUCCCCGUGCUGGUGUGCUGCGAGACGUACAAGUUCUGCGAGAGGGUGCAGACCGACUCCUUUGUGUCCAACGAGCUCGAUGACCCGGAUGACCUCAUCGUGACCCGGAAGGGGAAGACCCAGCUGGAGCACUGGCAGAAAGUGAGGUCGCUGGGGCUGCUGAACCUGGUGUAUGACGUCACCCCACCGGACUUUGUCGACCUGGUGAUCACAGAUCUGGGCAUGAUCCCCUGCACCUCCGUGCCUGUGGUUCUGAGGGUCAAAAACGUGGACCAGUGAGGUCCACGCCCAGUCCCAGAAUGCAAUGCGUGUCUGUGUAUACCGUGCGUGCUCCGACAUGCAAUAAACACAUGUAAACGGAA